Molecule: messenger RNA, 555 nt
Organism: Parasteatoda tepidariorum (common house spider)
Lineage: Eukaryota; Metazoa; Arthropoda; Arachnida; Araneae; Theridiidae
Source: RefSeq, a predicted model, not a curated record
AUGGAAGGGAUUUUAGUAAAAUGGUUUAAAGAGGCUCGUGACGCUAAUGUACCUGUAAAUGGCACCAUAUUAAGAGAAAAAGCUCUAGAAAUCGCCAAUAGACUUGGUUUAAAAGACUUUACAGCUUCCAAUGGCUGGAUUGACUGGAUGAAAAAAAGACAUAAUCUUGUGUAUAGAUCGCUCUCCGGAGAAUCAUCAAGCGUGGAUGAAGCUACAAUAGAAGAAUGGAAGAAAAAUUUACCAAAUUUGACCAAAGGAUACAAGCCAAAGGAAGGAUUCAAUGCAGACGAGACCGGACUUUUCUUUAACCUUCUGCCGGAUAAAAGUUACGUUUCUAAGGGAGAUUCCUGCCACGGAGGGAAGAUGUCAAAGUUGCGUCUUACGGUUUUACUAUGCUGUAAUUCUGAUGGAACAAAAUGCCUGGAUGUUCUGCAUAUGACUGCCGUAAUAGUUCUGAACAAGGGUGUACCCAAGGAUCCUGAACGAAGAAAACUGUGGGUAUCUAAAAUUAAGCACAUAAAUUGGGAACCUCCUGAAUCUAGCUAUUUGCGUGAA